Messenger RNA from Sabethes cyaneus, 918 nucleotides. RefSeq names its product solute carrier family 25 member 35-like. Bases 1 to 918 code for a protein of 305 amino acids. NCBI's taxonomy places the organism in Eukaryota, Metazoa, Arthropoda, Insecta, Diptera, Culicidae. The transcript has 2 exons. The record is from RefSeq and is a predicted model, not a curated record.
AUGGAAUUCCUCCUGGGCGGCCUGUCGUCCUGCUGCGCCGUACUGUUCACCAAUCCGUUCGAUGUGCUCAAGACGCGCCAACAACUGGAAGGCGAGCUGCUGGCCCGGGACAAGAUGAUGGGCAAGCGUGCCUACCGGGGCCUCUGGCAGUCGAUCGUUUCCGUAGUGCAAUCGGACGGACUACGGGGCCUUCAUAAAGGACUUCCGGCAGCGGCGCUGUAUCAGUUUUCGAUGAACAGUGCCCGACUGGGAACCUAUCAUGUGGUGGAAAACCUGGGCUGGACGCGAAGUGACAACGCUCUGCUGCAACCCUUCCUGCCGGUGUUUUGGGGCAGCUUCGCGGGCAUCAUUGGUUCUACCACUUCCUGUCCGGUUUUCGUGGUGAAGACACAAAUGCAGGCGGAAAGUGCUCGACAUUAUACGGCUAAGUUUCAACAUCGACACAGCGGUACGGUGGGCGCUUUCGUGAAAAUCUAUAAGGAAAGUGGUGUUAGAGGAUUGUAUCGCGGCUAUACUGCCCACUUGGCGCGGGUUUCGCUGGGAUCCGCUGUCCAGAUGGCUUCGUUUGCUGCUUGCAAAGAUUACCUCGCAAAGUAUGAAAUGUUUCAAGAUUCGGUGGUUCGCAAGGCACUGGCCAGUAGCGUCGUGGCUGGGUUCUUUGUAGCCGGACUGAUGUGUCCCGUCGAUGUGGUUCUGGCACGAAUGACGAAUCAAGGCGUAACGACCACCGGAAAGGGUCUCCUGUAUGCCAAUGUUUUCGAUUGCUUUCUGAAAAUCUAUCGCACCGAAGGCACCCACGGACUGUACAAAGGAUUCGUGCCCCUCUACGCACGGGUGGCACCUCAUACGUUGCUGAAUUUGACCUUCUGGGAUUUUUUCAAAAGUUUGCACAGUCGCUAUUACCGGAGUGGAAAAUGA